Onychomys torridus (southern grasshopper mouse) is the source of this 246-nucleotide messenger RNA. RefSeq names its product family with sequence similarity 240 member A (gene Fam240a). The transcript is spliced from 2 exons. The record is from RefSeq and is a predicted model, not a curated record. Bases 13 to 246 code for a protein of 77 amino acids. NCBI's taxonomy places the organism in Eukaryota, Metazoa, Chordata, Mammalia, Rodentia, Cricetidae.
CUUUUCCAGGGGAUGAACAGUCAGUACGUCCGCCGAGAGGUCUUCUGUGGGAACACCUGCCAUGAGCUCAAACGCUUCUGGGAGAGGGAGAUUGGCAAACAGACUUACUACCGCGAGUCCGAGGAGCAUCGCCUGGGAAGGAGCGCGCUGAGAAAACUCAGGGAAGAAUGGAAGCAGAGACUAGAAACAAAGCUGAGGCUUCGGAACAGUCCAGAUGAGGCGGAAAGGCAGACAAAUGUCGGCUGA